Molecule: messenger RNA, 738 nt
Organism: Chilo suppressalis (striped riceborer)
Lineage: Eukaryota; Metazoa; Arthropoda; Insecta; Lepidoptera; Crambidae
Source: the annotation of a GenBank genome assembly
AUGAGAUUAAAUGAAAACUCCAAGAUAAUUGGUAAAAAUGUAUACCUUGUGCCUUACCGAAGAGAGCAUGUACCGAAGUAUCAUCAAUGGAUGACAAAUGAGGAAUUACGAAAACUAACAGCAUCUGAACCAUUGACUUUGGAAGAAGAAUACGAAAUGCAAAAGUCUUGGCAUAGCGAUGAAGACAAGUGUACAUUCAUUAUUCUGAAUAAAGCUAAAUUUGAUGAGACGAGCAAUGAUGUCGAUUCUAUGAUUGGAGAUACAAACAUAUUUAUUCAAGGCAUGAAAGAAGCAAAAGGUGAAAUAGAAAUAAUGAUUGCUGAAGAAUCAGUCAGGGGUAAAAAACUUGGUUGGGAAUCAGCUAUUUUGAUGUUAUUGUAUGGAAUCCUAUAUAUUGGUAUCAAAUCAUAUGAAGCUAAAAUCUGUCUAACAAAUGUAAUAAGUAUUCAAAUGUUUAAGAAGUUGGGAUUUGAAGAAUAUUCCAAAAGCGAAGUAUUUCAAGAAAUUACAUUUAAAAAAGAUGUGUCAACAAAAUGGAACAACUGGUUGCAAGAACAAUAUAAAUUAAAUGGUAUCUCCAGUCUGGAAAGUCAGGGAAAAAUUAAAAUUCUACAGUUUGGGCACGAUUCGGAGGUCUUGACGACCUCCGUGGACGAGUGGUUUGUACUCCGGGUUCAUGGUGUCGCCGACUCGAGAGGUCCCGGGUUCGAAUCCCGCUGGGGGCAGAUGUUUGUGUGA